AGUAAACUCCAGUAAUCAUCACCUCAAGCCAUCCUCAUGCCUACAGCCAGGUAGGGCUAAACUGGAUAGUCAGACACCUAUUCAGCUGUUCAAAAUGCCCUUUUCGGGAUGGGAAACCCCCUGCUUGACAUCUGCGCUGUGGUGGACAAAGACUUUCUAGACAAGUAUGGACUCAAGCCAGAUGACCAGAUAUUAGCAGAAGAGAAACACAAGGAAAUGUUUGAAGAGAUAGUCAAGAAAUUCAAGGUUGAAUAUCACGCUGGAGGUGCCACUCAGAACUCCGUAAAAGUCGCACAGGUUGGUGCUCAAAGCUGUAACCAGUAUUUAAUGCAUGCCACACUAGCAACGACAAGGUCAUGAGAUUCUAGAGAAUGCAGGAAUGGAUAAAAUGUAUAGCUUAAGUGCAAUGUAAGAUUCUUUGGAUAAAAAUGUCUGCCAGAUGCACCACACACAGCUCCCUCAGAUGGACAGGUGGUUUUGUACAUCCUCUGUGGUCUAAAGGGCUUAACUAGGAUGCCUGUAAAACCACAAAGAUACAAAAGAGAAGUUUAGUACGUCUAGCAAAGUUCCUUGGCAGAAUUUGUGAUUAUAUGUCAC
This is a messenger RNA of Carassius auratus (goldfish), 597 nucleotides long. RefSeq names its product adenosine kinase-like. Gene Ontology annotation, biological process: purine nucleobase metabolic process; purine ribonucleoside salvage. Gene Ontology annotation, cellular component: cytosol; nucleus. Lineage: Eukaryota; Metazoa; Chordata; Actinopteri; Cypriniformes; Cyprinidae. Gene Ontology annotation, molecular function: adenosine kinase activity. The transcript has 4 exons. Bases 109 to 360 code for a protein of 83 amino acids. The record is from RefSeq and is a predicted model, not a curated record.